Molecule: messenger RNA, 945 nt
Organism: Ixodes scapularis (black-legged tick)
Lineage: Eukaryota; Metazoa; Arthropoda; Arachnida; Ixodida; Ixodidae
Product: elongation of very long chain fatty acids protein 1-like
Exons: 2
Coding region: 1-945 (314 amino acids)
Biological process (GO): fatty acid elongation, monounsaturated fatty acid; sphingolipid biosynthetic process; fatty acid elongation, polyunsaturated fatty acid
Cellular component (GO): endoplasmic reticulum membrane
Molecular function (GO): fatty acid elongase activity
Source: RefSeq, a predicted model, not a curated record
AUGUCGGCAGAGGGCUUAAAACAUCAGCAACGAGUAUACCUGACGAGCGCAGUACACAAGCGACGCCAGCUGCGCUGGCACCGAACACAGAGGCACACUCACAAGCGCUUCCGGGAAAAACAAGCACAGUCGAACAUGGCUUCCGCGAACUUCGGCUGGGAUCUCUUUGACAUCCUUCCCCGGCGUGACCCCCGCACCAAGGGUUGGGUGCUGGUCGGCAACAAGACCUUUCUUGUCACAGUAAUCACCGGCUACGUGUACCUAGUCAAGAUUGCCGGACCCAGGCUUAUGAAGACACGCAAGCCAUACAAUGACCUCAAGCCGUUCAUCCUCCUCUACAACCUGUCCAUGGUCAUCGCCAACGUCUACUUCGUCACCAACUUCUUAUCCAGAUCCUACCUGGGAGGUGGUUACAACAUUGUUUGCCAGGGCAUCGACUUCGAGGCUAGGGACAAGGUCACUAUGGAGUACCUGGAGCUUUGCUGGUGGUACGUCUGGGUGAGAGUUGCCGACCUCCUGGACACCGUAUUCUUUAUUCUCCGCAAGAAAGACUCCCACGUGUCUUUUCUCCAUGUUUCACACCACGCCAUAGUGGUUUUCAACUGCUGGUACGGCCUCGCCUACGGUGCAGACGGUCAGCCCGCCCUAGGAAUCUGCAUUAACAGUUUCAUACACGUCAUCAUGUACUCGUACUACUUCCUGUCUCUUCUGGGACCCAGUCUCCGACCGUACCUCUGUUGGAAGCGCCACUUGACGCAGCUUCAACUCGUACAAUUUGGCAUCAUGUUUGCUCACGACCUGAUUCCGCUUUUCGUCGACUGCGGCUACCCCAGGUUCCACAUGGCGAUUGGAAUCGCAGAGCUAAUCGUCAUUACUACCACAUUCUUGCGUUUUUAUGCGUGUGCGUAUCGCACACAGAGCGACCUCAAGGGCAAAGUUCAGUAA